Molecule: messenger RNA, 2981 nt
Organism: Carassius auratus (goldfish)
Lineage: Eukaryota; Metazoa; Chordata; Actinopteri; Cypriniformes; Cyprinidae
Product: butyrophilin subfamily 1 member A1-like
Exons: 12
Coding region: 781-1833 (350 amino acids)
Biological process (GO): regulation of cytokine production; T cell receptor signaling pathway
Cellular component (GO): external side of plasma membrane
Molecular function (GO): signaling receptor binding
Source: RefSeq, a predicted model, not a curated record
GAGAAAGGAUGUGACAAUAGGAACAAUUGUUGUAUGUUGUUGUAGUGGGGAACCAGAAGAGGGAAGCACGCUAUGGGUAAACGCAUGUGGAAAUGAAUGUAGAGGCUUUCAAGUUUAUUAAAAAGAAAGUCAAAUUAGUUACAGAAGUCUGUCUUUAUUGAAUAGAGAUGACACAUAAAACAUGUUCUAAUAUUCCAGAUGCGCUCUGCUUUAACGGUUUUGUUAUAGGACUAAAACAUACGUAUUUGACUGAAACUUGUCUUUUAAUAUCUGUUUGAAUGAACUUUAACUUUGAAAUGUUUUAACUGUUGCCCCGCCUUCUACUUCUCAAACCCCGUUCUUUCUGUGGAAAACACGGAGGAACAUUGCAUGCUCGAGUCACCCAUCGCGUGCUGUUAGGGGAGUUUACCACAGUUUGUUUUGCCGACUGAGAAACGUGAUCGGUAAACAGUUUUGCCAGAAUAUACCGUGACCCCAAUCCCGUGGCCAGGGAUUCCAGAUUAGCGUUCUGUUCCAUAUCAAUUUCGCAAGAGGACAGCUGCCAAAAAGACAAUUCUGCCAGGAUAGGUGGAGCCAGAAACGCUCUUUUUUGUUUUUAUGUUUUCCGUCAUAAUGGAGGAGACGGUGAUGUAGGCUUACCUGAGGCUUUAGACGAAACCGUGGCCAGAGUAAUGUGAAAUAUUUCACCAAAUAUCAAAUGAACAAACACUGUUUAAUCAUAUAAAGGAAAAUUUGUUAAUUACAGUGCAGGUGCGAAAAAAGCAUCCAUUUUUCUCAGACAUGAAAUUAAUUUUUUUGACACUGCUGGUUAUUAUUGGAAUUACGGAUUCAAGAUCAGAGCAGUAUGUAGUCGUGGGACCUGCAGAUCCAGUAAUUGCUUUAGCUGGUGAAGAUGUGAUUCUGCCCUGUUCAGUUAAACCCAACAUCAGUGUUGUGGACAUGAGAGUGGAGUGGUUUAGAUCUGAUCUGAUAGACUCAGUAGUGCAUCUCUAUGAGGAUCAUGACGACAGAAACACAAAUCAGAGUCAGUCCUACAGAGGGAGAACAAAACUGAAUCAUGAAGAAUUACAGAGAGGAGAUGCAUCACUCAAACUCUCAUCUGCCCAAGUCUCUGAUGAAGGACGUUACAAGUGUUUAAUUCAGUCCAAAUCCUGGUCUGGUAAUGCUACUGUUGAUGUCAGUGUUGAAGCUGUAGGAAGUCCUCCAGUGAUCACUGUAGAUGGAUUUGAUCAAUCAGGAGGGCUUCUUCUACAAUGUGAAUCUGAAGGUUGGUAUCCUGAACCUGUUCUUGAGUGGCUGAACAGUGAAGGAGUCCGUUUGAGUUCAGAAACUACAGAGACACACAGAAAUGAAGAUGGAUUCAGUGUGAAACACACUGUCACUGUAUAUGAGAGAGACAGCAAGAUUCACUGCAGAAUCAAACUGAAGCAUCAUAUGCUUGAGACAAUGAUUAUCGCCACAAGUAAUAUGUUUAAUCUCUGGACGACAUCAGUCAUCCUGAUUUCACUAGCCGUUGUGCUCAGUGUGAAUGCUGGAAUACUGAUAGCUGUGUUUACUAAGAAUAACAGAAAAUUUGAUCAACGUUUACAAAAUCAGAAGAUGAUAAUAUUACAAGAGGUCACGCAUUUAAGAACACACACAGUGAAUGUGAUUCUGGAUGCUGAUACGGCUCAUCCACAUCUCUUCGUGUCUCUUGAUAGGAAACAAAUCUUUGUGUGUGUGCGUGCGCCGUUCCAGUCCUGUUCUGGAUUCGAGUUCCUGUUCGGUGUCCUUGUGGUGCUCGUCCCUUCUCGUCUGGAUAUUCACCGUCACCUGUCUUCACCAGCACGCUGACCAUCUAGUCCCUGCACCACCAGCCCACCCGAGCUCCAGUACUUCUUUGUGUCUUUUCUACUCUCAAUAAAGAGUUACUUGCAUUAUUGCUUCCACUUCUUGUAUUAUGACAGAACGAUCUGACCAAACGAUGGAAGCAGCAAGCGGAUCCUCUUCUCCUCUGGAGGAAUUUGUCAAGUCCAGUAUUUCACGGAUGGAUGCCCAGCCCAGGACCUUUGCCACUGAACAGAGCAAGGUGGCAUUUGUACUCGCGCUACUGAUUGGGAGGGCAGCGCUAUGGGGGACGGCGGUGUGAGAAAACCAAGAUCCAUGCUGUGCCUCGUUCCAGACACUCGCCGCCGAAAUGAGAAGGGUGUUUGACCGCGCGGUCGCGGGAAGAGAAGCGGCACGGAUUCUCGCGGACCUCAAACAAGGCAGAAAGUCUGUAUCUGAUUACGCUAUCGAGUUCCGGACUUUGGCGGCAGAGUAUCAUUGGAACAAGGAGGCUGUUAGUAGUACUAGUAGUACUGAAUGACUGAUGGAAUGAGACUGUGAGGUAGGUACACUCUGUAGUGGACUUGGUCCUUUGUUAGGUAAGUCUUGUGAUAAAGUUUGUCUUCGCAAACCUCAUACUUGUCUUUCCACGUGUUGUUGUUUUGUGCCAAGGCUUUGAACAAUUUUACGAUUUCAGAAUCCUUGUGUUACUCUUCCCAGAUGGUUGCAGAUUAGGUUGAUGGUAGUGAAGACUGCUGAACCUGAGAGUGAUUUUGAGUAUCUCGGUUAUUUUGAAUUGGGCACCAACACAACAGGCGAUGCCCAGCCAGAGUGUGAUGGUUCCACAAUUACUGCUUUCCACCAUUUCUUCAAGCAGCUCUUUUACAACAAAACUGCUUGGCAGGUGACCUGCGUUAAGGACGCUGUUUGAUAGGGACCUGAUGGUUCAUAUAAAUAGCUGGCAGCAGGAAGUGGCUGCCAUUGACAGCCGGAAGGCAGUAACUGGCAUCCGGAAGGUAGGUGGGACCUGCCACUCCGUGGCAGCCAAUCAGUAUCGUUAACAGUCUAUUGAAUAAUAUAUACAAAUGUUGUUUGACUGGAAUGAUAUAAGAUAAAUGUGCAACACUAAUAGGGCUGUGCGAUAUGGACAAAAAAAAAUCACGAUUUUGAUCAAU